AUGAAAGCGGAUCGGUGGCUACAAAACAAGUUGCCACUUGUAAUCAACUCUCAAGCGGUGCAUGGUGCAGAGCAGAGUACCACAAGACAUUCUUCUGAAGAGAUAUCGAAGGAGCUAAAGAUGAACAAACUGAGCAAACAGAGAUCUGGAUAUGAUGUCCACUCCGAUGAAAUAAAGGGAAAAAUGGGCCAUGGAAUGGAAGAUUACAUAGCGGCGGAAAACAGGAAAAUCGACGGCUAUGAGUUGGGGUUGUAUGCAAUUUUCGACGGCCACUCUGGCCGUGACGUUGCAGAAUACUUGCAAGGUCGUCUGUUUGACAACAUUCUAAGUGAGCCGGACUUCUGGACAAGCCCAAAGAAGGCAGUGAGGAAAGCGUAUGAAGCUACGGACGAUGAGAUAUUGAAAAAGGUGGUUGGUUCGCGAGGAGGUUCCACUGCAGUAACCGCAAUACUAAUUGAUCAAAGAGAGCUAAUCGUAGCAAACGCCGGCGAUUCUCGAGCAGUCUUGUGCAGGAAUGGCAAGGCAAAGCAGAUCAGCGUGGAUCAUGAACCAACAAAGGAAAAAGAACUCGUUGAGAGCAAAGGCGGAUUUGUGACUGAAAUGCCCGGAAGCGUUCCACGCGUGGAUGGGCAGCUAGCGAUGACAAGGGCAUUUGGCGAUGCAAAACUGAAGGAGCAUAUUACAUCUGAACCGGAUAUUAAGGUCGAAAAUAUCGACGAUGAUACCGAAUUCAUCAUUUUGGCUAGUGACGGCUUUUGGAAAGUGAUGUCAAACCAGGAGGCCUACAAUUCAAUUGAAGACAUGGAAGACGCUCAAGAAGCAGCUGAGACGUUAAUUAGGGAAGCGCUCUCCAGAAAAAGCUACGGUGACAUAUCCUGCAUAGUUGUUAUGUUCCACUGA
Messenger RNA from Morus notabilis, 900 nucleotides. RefSeq names its product probable protein phosphatase 2C 28. Gene Ontology annotation, molecular function: protein serine/threonine phosphatase activity. Gene Ontology annotation, cellular component: nucleus; cytosol. Gene Ontology annotation, biological process: protein dephosphorylation. The record is from RefSeq and is a predicted model, not a curated record. The coding region runs from base 1 to 900 and encodes 299 amino acids. The transcript is spliced from 7 exons. Lineage: Eukaryota; Viridiplantae; Streptophyta; Magnoliopsida; Rosales; Moraceae.